AUGAGUUUGCGAUACAAGUUGACUUUCAUCGAUGUUCAGGAGGACCGUAUCCUCGGUGGCCCAGCACCUCGACGCUCCGCAAGCGUGCCGUGCAGAUUGGAUGACCUUCAGGUGCCUUCAACAGGACUGAUUGAGAAUCGUUAUCUCGUCGAGCUGACUCAGCGGCUUCAUCAAGGGUUGCAACCCACACCGAUUCAGCCGCCAGCACCCGUGCAGCACGUUGCGAUGGGUCCCAAUCAGAUGGACGAGCCAAACGGACAGCCCUUGGCACGACCUCUCCCAGACUUCCUGCAGCAGUGCAUGUCGGCGGUCUUCGUGCUAAAGCGAUCCCUAGACGCUUGCAACGAGGCAUUCCAGCGUGUGUGGCUACGUUGA
Messenger RNA from Symbiodinium necroappetens, 375 nucleotides. Lineage: Eukaryota; Dinophyceae; Suessiales; Symbiodiniaceae. The record is from the annotation of a GenBank genome assembly.